Messenger RNA from Macadamia integrifolia, 4226 nucleotides. Its product is annotated as heterogeneous nuclear ribonucleoprotein Q-like. Gene Ontology annotation, cellular component: nucleus. Gene Ontology annotation, molecular function: mRNA binding. Bases 211 to 2646 code for a protein of 811 amino acids. NCBI's taxonomy places the organism in Eukaryota, Viridiplantae, Streptophyta, Magnoliopsida, Proteales, Proteaceae. The record is from RefSeq and is a predicted model, not a curated record. The transcript is spliced from 11 exons.
CUAUAUCGAACUGUAACCAUCAGUUUUAGGCUUUUAGCAGUAAUGGUUUCAUCUUUCACGCUCUAAUCCGUCUCAUAUCAAGGUUAUUUGAGGGCGUAAAGCAUAAGUCGAACUGCGGCAGCGUUUGUUCAACUGGUUUUCACAGUCGCAGUCUCUUUAUAUUUCAUCUGAAGGAAAAGGACAUUUUGAUUUUGAUAUCGUGGUUUCGUAAUGAGAACUCGAAACGCCGAAACCCCCAAAUCGAGGGCUACGAAGAAAACGCCGGUGAGGAAAUCUGCUACUAAAACCCCUCCAAAGCCAUCAGAAGAACCGCCGGAGUCUUCUACGACGACACCCAAGUCGGCCGACAGUCCUAAUUCUGCAUCUGUAACUGAACCGAAACCCUCCAAUAACAGUAGCGCCGCUGCGACGCCAACGCCCACUACUGUCUCAGUGCCCCAAUCCAAAGUGGAAGAUUCCGGCGCAUCAACAGACACUGCUCAGGCAACGCCUGAGAUGAAAGCAACCCCAACCACAAGAGCCAUAACCAAGAAAUCGCCCGGAAAGACUAAAACUAAUGUUGCAGCUAAAGCCUCUGCUACACAGACACCCAAAACGGCAGUGAAGGUUGAGCAAUCGGUUGUGAACGUUGAAGAAUCUUCAGCGAAAGAGGAAACUGCUUCUGAAAUGGUCGUAGAAACUCUACCGAAGGGAAAACCUCUCAUUCAAGAACUUGGACAAUCUCCCAAGAAGGAAGAAACGUUGGAAGAGGUUGCGGUUGUGAGGGUUCAGGAUUCCCCGAAGAAGGAAGAGCCCGUUGUUGUGAACUUGGAAGAGGUGGUCAAGGAAGACCUUCGUAAGAAGAGAGCCCCUGCAGAAGAUGCGAAGGAGCCCGAGAGUGACCCAGUUAGCAUGGAGGGAGAUGUGGAGGAAAACGUGGGAGGCGAAGAUGCUGAACCGAAUGGGGAUGCUAAUGUUGUUGAUGAGGUGAUGCAAGACUUAGGGGAGCAAGAGGGAUUGGAAGAACCUGUGGAUGAAGAGUGCGCAGAAGAUGAUGUGUUACCGUCAGAAGAGGAAGCCAUGGGACUUGAAGAGGAACAAAUGGAAAUAUCCGCAGUUGCAAAGGAACGGAAGAUGAAGAAAGAACAAGAGAUAUUUGUUGGUGGAUUGGAUCGGGAUGCUGUGGAGGAAGACGUUAAGAAGGCUUUUGAGAAGAUUGGGAAGGUUGUUGAAGUUCGACUACACAGGAAUCUGUCGACGAACAAGAACAAGGGAUAUGCAUUCGUGAAAUUUGCAGACAAGGAGCAGGCAACCCGGGCAUUGUUAGAAUUGAAGAAUCCCGUUAUACGUGGGAAACGAUGUGGGAUUGCCCACAGUGAGGACAAUGACACGCUGUUCUUGGGUAAUAUCUGCAACACAUGGACAAAGGAAGCUAUCAAGCAAAAGCUGAGGGAGUAUGGUGUUGAAGGUGUUGAGAGUGUUACCCUCGUGCCAGAUGCCCAACACGAAGGGUUGAGCAGGGGUUUUGUUUUCCUGGAGUUCUCUUGUCAUGCCGAUGCAAUGCUGGCAUACAAGCGACUUCAGAAGCCAGACGUAAUUUUUGGUCAUGCUGAGAGAACUGCCAAAGUGGCUUUUGCUGAACCAUUACGAGAACCAGACCCUGAGGUUAUGGCAGAAGUUAAGUCGGUGUUUGUUGAUGGGCUUCCUCCUUACUGGGAUGAAGACCGUGUGAAGGAGCAUUUUAAAGGGUAUGGAGAGAUUGAACGUAUAAUGCUAGCCCGGAACAUGUCUACUGCCAAGAGGAAGGAUUUUGGAUUUGUUGAUUUCGCUACUCAUGAAGCAGCAGUUGCGUGUGUUAGUGGUGUAAAUAACACAGAAUUGGGUGAUGGGAAGUCAAAGGCAAAAGUGAAAGCAAGGCUUGCAAAUCCUUUGCCCAAGACUCAGGCUGUUAAGGGUGGAAUGCGUGGUGGGUUUCGGAUUGGUCACAUUGGCAGUGGAGCCUUCACGAGAUAUGGGAGGGGGUUUGGACGGGGUGGACGCCCGUUUGCCCCCAUGAAUUUUCAGCGUGGUAGAAGCUUCUAUCCACGUGGACGUGGUCGAACUGGAAGAUUUGGUUUUUCUGCUGGUGGUGAUCAUGGACACUCAUAUUCAGACUUUCAUGGGAGGCAGCCUUUUGGUGGACGGGGAGGAAGAAGGGGGUUCUUCAGGGGAACCCAUCAGGCACCUGUUGAAGAAUUUGUCCCGAGAGCUGCUACCUCAUCAAGGUUUGAUCGGCCUAGGCGUGGUGCUUUUGAGAGGGGUCGUGGUAAACAGAUUCAGUCUAGGAGGCCACCAUUUUCCCCAGAAAGAGAAUUUGGUGGUCCCUUUGGUGCCAGGCACUUUGUUGAUGAACCUUAUAUGUAUGAUAGUGGACGCGGGAUAAAACGACCUUUUUCUAUGAUGGACCAAGAUCCCAUGUAUAUGGAGCCUAGUAGACUGCGUGCUCGGUAUGAUUAUCCUGAUCCAGCAAUGUCAUCUCGUGGCACUCAUUUCCGAGGUCUAUCAGAUUCUCUUGGAGAUGGCGGUGAUCUUUAUGGACAUGAUUACUAUGGUUCAGAUUAUGCUGGUGGUGCAUAUUCAUCUCUAUAUGGAGGUGAUCAUGCAUAUGGAGGGGGUUAUUAUUAUUAGAUUCAAAAACCUUUGAGGGGGACAAGCUGUUGCUGAAUGAUGGACCUGUAGCUGUUUAAUCCUUUAAUUGGUUGCUCUCAUAAACUUUCCGCUUAGCUUCCCUGUCUUUGUUGCGUUCAUUCUAGGUUGUCUUCUUGAGGGGCUUAUACCAAGGAACUAAGAUGGUAUUUGUAUUUUGGGUUGAUAGCAAUGCAAAACUUCAUUGUGUUAAAUAAAUGAGUCAUCAUGAGGACAUCAAGUAUGAAUUGGUGAGGUCAAUUUGGAGUUAUGGCUUCCCAUCUUAUGUUCAUGAUUUACAUCUGGGUUUGAGGAUAGAUGUUGGCAAUCUUUUAAACUGGAAGCUUGAAAGAAACAAUUUUGAUGGUACUUUCACUUUACUGGGUAAAAAAUAAUGGUGUCGGGUUUUUGAUAUCUAUAUUAUUGGCAGUGAUGUGGAAAAUUAUGGGCUUAUGUGGUUGUCUUGGAGAUCAAUCAGGUUUGUGAAUACCAGCAUGUGGCACCCCUCUCAAAAAUAUUCAAAGCUUAAAUAUGGGACCUAUUUGGAGUUUAUUGUGGACUAAGAUGGUCCCCUUUUGAACUUAUUUCAUCAUUGUUUCAGUGAAAGUGUGAGGCUUAAUAUCCUUUUUUGUUCUUCCAAAAAAUAAUUUAUUGUUCAAGGGGCUGCAAUGGAUUCUUAUGCUCAGCAAGCAUGCUUGAUCUUUAUGCGAGUUUUCAGAGGAAGCACAUGUUUUCUGAUUUAUUGUAGAUUCUAGGCCUCAGCUAUCAUGUACUUUCAGUGGGUGUUUGGAGGAGUGGAAAGGAUCGAGUUAAGAUGCUAUGUGAUCAUUUGCAUCCAUCUUAUUCACUGUUUCAUUUUUUGUUACAAAAUGGUAUUUUUACUGGUAUAUUUUGGCAGUGCAGUGGUUUUACUGAAUCAAGUUUGAUCUGUAUGGUUUAAGCACUAUUCAUCAUGCUAUAAAGGGAGUUGUUUUUGAGGAAUACAUGCCUUUUAAUGAAGUCAGGCUUUAAUUGUUUGUCAUGAAGGUUAAAUGCCCUUAAAAGUAUGGGUGGAAUUGAAAGUACAAUUAUUGUGGCUCUGCUAGCGUCUCUGGUGCUGAUGGAAAUGAUUGAUCAUGUGAGGUAACAAUAAAUUUGGGGAGGCGAUUUUGAUGAGGCAUGCCUACUAUUUAUUUGUUUGACUUGUAAUGCUGGAGGCUGUGGAUUAGAUCUAGAAGCUUCUAUAAUGAAUCAGUUAAAUUGAGGGAGAGUAAAUUUGCCUGAUUAAGUUGGCUGUUAACUGGUGCUAAAUGAUAAAUGACAUUGGGUUAUUAUUGACCAGUCAUAAAUGAUGACUAUGUUGAUUUUUAACAAGGAUUGUUCCUCUAAGUUGAAGGAAAACAAUAAGAUCGUACUACCUGGUUUUAUGGAUUCUUAAUUUUAUUGAUCCAUUUUUGUGGUUCUUUAUUUGCAUCUUAACUGGGAGAGUGUAGAGGCUCAGUGUCUUCAAUCAUUUGUAUAGUUUCUACUUGGAGUCUCACUGUCGAAAUUGCCAACGAUUAAACUUGUUUUGAUGGAUCAAUGAUUCAGUAUUUUGUAAUGUA